AAGACACACACCAUGGCGACGACUGAGGAGUUGCAGACACUUGUCCUGACCACCCUGGACCAGAAUCAGGUCAUCGAAGACUCUAAGAACAUCAAGUUUGAUGGAAAGCCCAUUGACCAACUUGCUUUCCUCGGUGCACUCAACAGUCUCAAGUCGAAGGAUAUGGUCGACUACUCUCCCAUUGAACUCGAAUUCUGGACUUUGACUGAGGAAGGUGAACAAGUCGCCAAAGACGGAAGUCAUGAGGCACGCGUUUUCGCUGCUGUUCCUUCCGGUGAGCAAGGUAUCCCUAUUGCUGAACUCCAGGCUAGACUUGGAGAGGCUGCCAAGAUUGGACAGGGAAAGGCUUUCAAAAACAAGUGGAUCUCCAAGAAGGGUGCAAACCUUGUUCGCUUGGUAGAUUCUAUUGUUGAUCAGACUCAGAAAGAUCUUUUGGAAAUCAAGAACACUUCUACCCAUAAGGAUGCCAAGCUUUUGGCUGAAUUGAAGAAGAGAAAGCUCACCGACAAAUAUAAAACAACCUCUUACAAGGUUACCAAGGGUCCUGCUUUCUCCCUUGAGAUUAAGCACGAAGCUACCGAAAUUACUUAUGAGAUGCUCCAGUCUGGCGAAUGGAAGAAUGCCACUUUUAAAAAGUACAACUUUGAUGCCGUCGGUGUUCCUCCUUCCGGUGGACAUCUUCAUCCUUUGAUGAAGGUGCGCCAGGAGUUCCGUGAAAUUUUCUUUGAAAUGGGUUUCUCUGAGAUGCCUACCAACUGCUUCGCUGAGUCUAGUUUCUGGAACUUUGAUGCUCUUUUCCAACCCCAGCAGCAUCCAGCUAGAGAUGCUCACGAUACAUUCUUCCUCAAGGAUCCUGCCAACACCGACCGUUUCCCCCGUGAUUUGAUGGCUAAGAUCAAGGUUACCCAUGAAAAUGGUGGUGAUACUGGCUCCAUUGGUUACAACUACAAAUGGAAAGAGGAAGACGCAGGCAAACUUAUCCUCCGUACCCACACUACUGCUGUCAGUUCUUAUAUGCUUUACCAGCUGGCUGAAAAAACCAAGAGAGAAGGUGUAUUCAACCCUGCAAAGUACUUCUCUAUUGAUCGCGUGUUCCGUAACGAGUCUGUCGAUGCCACUCAUUUGGCUGAAUUCCAUCAGAUCGAGGGUGUCAUCGCUGACAAGAACUUGACUCUUGGUGACUUGAUCGGCUUCAUGGAUGUCUUCUUCAAGAAGAUGGGUAUGGACAAAAUUCGCUUCAAGCCCACCUACAACCCUUACACUGAGCCCAGUAUGGAGAUUUUCUCUUAUCACGAGGGUCUUAAGCAAUGGGUUGAAAUUGGUAACUCUGGUAUGUUCCGUCCUGAGAUGUUGUUGCCUCUUGGUUUACCACCGGAUGUCCGUGUUAUUGCCUGGGGUCUUGGUCUUGAGCGCCCUACCAUGGUUAAAUAUGGUAUUUCCAACAUCCGUGACUUGCUCGGCCAUAAGGUCAACAUUGCCAUGAUUAAGGACUAUCCCGUCUGUCGAUUAGACAAGAAGAUGGGCAAGGAGUUGGUCGGUUUGAGCGAGUAGUGUUUAUUAUCUAAUAAUAUUAUAAAAAAAAAUGAAUAAACAAAAUGUAUUACGAAAAUAAAUAAUAAGACAUGGCGUGUG
Messenger RNA from Phycomyces blakesleeanus NRRL 1555(-), 1632 nucleotides. RefSeq lists its product as hypothetical. Gene Ontology annotation, molecular function: ATP binding; tRNA binding; phenylalanine-tRNA ligase activity. Gene Ontology annotation, cellular component: cytoplasm; phenylalanine-tRNA ligase complex; cytosol. NCBI's taxonomy places the organism in Eukaryota, Fungi, Mucoromycota, Mucoromycetes, Mucorales, Phycomycetaceae. The transcript is spliced from 7 exons. Gene Ontology annotation, biological process: phenylalanyl-tRNA aminoacylation. Bases 13 to 1551 code for a protein of 512 amino acids. The record is from RefSeq and is a predicted model, not a curated record.